CCGACCCGGUGCUGGCAGAGGCGGUGCUUGGCCUUCACCCCAACCAAGAGGAGCAUUCCUUAUUCCUGGACGUCCACCCGGUCACCGGGAUCCCCAUGAACUGCUCCGUGAAAUUGCAGCUGAGCCUCUAUAUCAAGGCUAUCAAAGGCAUCGGACAAACGGGGAAGAUCCAGCCCGUGGUCCUGCCGUUGGUGUGGUUCGAAGAGAGCGGGGCGAUGGAAGGUGAGCCCCUGCAGACCUUCUACACCCAGCUGGUGUUGAUGCCCAGUGUGUUGCACUACGCCCAGUACGUCCUCCUCGCGCUGGGCUGCGUCCUGCUGCUCAUCCCCAUCAUCCACCAGAUCCGGAGCCAAGAGAAAUGCUAUUUAUUUUGGAGUAGUAGUAAAAAGGGCUCAAAGGAUAAGGAGGCCAUUCAGGCCUAUUCUGAAUCCCUGAUGACAUCAGCUCCCAAGGGGACUGUGCUGCAAGAAGCAAGACUGUAGGGUCCCGGAGAUGCCACGAGCCAGCCCAGCGUGGCCACUCAGCCAGACCUGCUCCCCGGCCCCUACACCCCGCUUCUUCAGGACUCUCUCAGUGGACAGCCCACCGGUCCUGAAGUCUGAGCCCCCUAGCUGCCACACGCGUGACCACACACUGCACACCCCCCAGCAUGUGUACAUGCACGAGUCCACAGGCGUGUGCAGGCACACUCAGGGAUGAGCUGCUGCUGAGGAGACUCAGGGAGAGCCUCAUCAACAAGGACUGUCUGGAACCUUCUGUCCAAGUGACCCGCAGUGCUGUGGGCACUGGGUCCCCUCCCUUGAGUGAGCCUGGCCAGACCUGUUCAGCCAGGGGGACUGGGCUCCGGACACCACCUCCCCCCCAGCGCCCUCUCCACCAGUCAUGAAAUCCUGCAGUCCCUGAUUGGUGGCUCGGUCAUGUAGGACAGGCCUUUUACUCUGAGGGACCGGCUACUGUCCCAAAAUCCAGCCCGGGAACACAGACUUCUUGUGCCAAAGCCGUGUGGGCAGGGGGCUGCCCCGUCCAGCCCAGACCCAGAGCUUUGGCCCUGUACGUCCAUCUGGGCUGGGGGCGAGGCGCCUUCACAUGGGCCUCAGCAAACAGUGUGAGCUCCAGAUGCAUCUCGAGCCUGCUCCAACAGUCUCCUCAUUCCCCAAGCAGACGAUGAUCUCCCUGAAGUCUGCAUGGGGACCAGGCUUGGGUGCCUGGGGCCCCUUUCCUCCAGCCUAAACUGACAUCCUCCUGUAUACUGAGCCGGCCGCUCCCUGGUGAGGGUGGUGGGAGGCUCCACCCCAGGCUGCCCACCAGGAGGGCCCUCAGCUUUUAGGUGCCGCAGCGGCAGAGGUGCGGAAGCCCAGCCCCAUUGGUCUGGGGUCUGGUCCGGUCGGGUGGGAGACCCAUCCACCCGUGACUCCCACUCUGGGGUAAGCCUCUGCCUCUUUUCUACUGCAAGAGAAGUGAAGUUUAUCAUCUUUUAAAAGUAAUUCACUGUUGAAGUAAUAAACCUUUUUUAAAAGUUAA
Molecule: messenger RNA, 1521 nt
Organism: Neomonachus schauinslandi (Hawaiian monk seal)
Lineage: Eukaryota; Metazoa; Chordata; Mammalia; Carnivora; Phocidae
Gene: SCARB1
Product: scavenger receptor class B member 1
Exons: 6
Coding region: 96-482 (128 amino acids)
Biological process (GO): plasma lipoprotein particle clearance; cholesterol efflux; recognition of apoptotic cell
Cellular component (GO): cytoplasm; caveola
Molecular function (GO): lipid binding; scavenger receptor activity; low-density lipoprotein particle binding
Source: RefSeq, a predicted model, not a curated record